GCGGGGGAGGCGGCGGUCUCCUCCAGGGCGCAGCCGGGGCUGGCGGCUGGCCAAGCCGGGGCGGGCGCUGGCGCUGGCGGCUCUCCCGCCCGCUUGCGUGCCGUCAUCCUCGCCUCCCCGCGCGGGCUCUAUGACCCCGCGGUUCCGAGCGCCGCUGAGCCGGAUUCCGAGGCUCAGUUACGGAAGCAGCCGCCGGAGGAGCCGGGCAGGAGGGCAGCCUCGUUGCGCGCAGCGGCCGGCCGAGGGAGCCGGAGGAAGGAGCCACGGCAGCCGCCGGGCGUGCGCCCCGACGGGCUCCGGCUAGCUGGGGGCGCCCUGCGGCUCCCCCGUGCGCCCCGGGAGGGAUCGCCGACCCGCCGGCCAGCAGGCCUCGGCCGGCGCGCCCUCGCUCCGUCGGGAGCGGCCAGCGCGCAGCAUGGAGAAGCGAGGCAAGAAGGUCGACUGCCCGGCGUUGCCCCCCGGCUGGAAGAAGGAGGAGGUGAUCCGCAAGUCCGGGCUCAGCGCCGGCAAGAGCGAUGUCUACUAUUUCAGUCCGAGUGGGAAGAAGUUCCGCAGCAAACCUCAGCUGGCCAGAUACUUGGGGAACACAGUCGACCUCAGCAGCUUUGACUUCAGGACGGGGAAGAUGAUGCCCAGUAAACUACAGAAGAAUAAACAGAGACUAAGAAACGAUUCGCUCAACCAAAAUAAGGGUAAACCGGAUUUAAACACAACACUUCCCAUUAGGCAAACGGCAUCUAUUUUCAAACAGCCUGUAACCAAAGUUACCAACCAUCCCAGUAACAAAGUGAAGUCGGAUCCACAGCGAGUGAUUGAGCAGCCAAGACAGCUAUUCUGGGAAAAGCGGCUGCAAGGCCUAAGCGCAUCAGAUGUGAGCGAACAGAUCAUAAAAUCCAUGGAGCUGCCGAAAGGCCUUCAAGGAGUCGGCCCAGGAAAUAACGACGACACGCUCUUGUCGGCCGUUGCCAGCGCCUUACACACCAGCUCCGCCCCCAUCACAGGACAGCUUUCUGCUGCUGUCGAAAAGAAUCCGGCCGUCUGGCUUAAUACGUCCCAACCGCUCUGCAAAGCUUUCAUAGUUACGGAUGAGGACAUUCGGAAACAAGAGGAGCGAGUGCACCAGGUGCGCAAAAAGCUCGAGGAAGCACUCAUGGCGGACAUCUUGUCACAAACAGGAGAUCCUGCUGAUUUGGAGGAGGUCGAGAUGGACCAUGAAGAAGCAUAAGAAACCAAGAAUCAGGUACUUAAACCGAAUUAUCCCCGGCGGAAAUUCUGGAAUCUGGUGCGUUUUUUUCCGUUGUUCCCUUGUUGGUUCCCCGUUGAAAAGAAGAGGACUCAUGUACAUUAUAUAGCUUUCUAAUAGCAUUAAAAACCAAGGCCUUUUUUUUGGCUCUUAUUUUUUUGAUGUAUAUAUCUUCUUCAAAAAAAAGAGAAAAGGAAAACCCCAACUUUAUUUUGUGUCUUACGACUUUAAACGUCUCUCUCUUUUGGAUAAUGUCAAACAAUUUCCUAAAAAAAAGAAAGAAAAGAAACAAAGUGGCGUUUUUUUGAUGCCAAAUUUCAGUUCUGCUGGAACUUUAUUGCUAGCACUAAAUAUUUUUUUUGAGGGAGUGGGGAGUGUUUGUUUCUUUUUGUGUAUGUGUGCGCGAGUGCGUGCUUGUAGUAACGGAUCAGGAUGGUUUCCCCGAUUUAAAAAAAAUACUCACAAUAAGUGUGGAGUGUGUGUAAAUAUAUAUAAAAAGAUUUUAUACUGCACUUGAAUGAAAGCAUCUGUACAUUGUCCCAUUGUCAUUCUGGAAAGAGAAAUAAAUAAUUAUAUUCGGAGCAAUUAACGUUUUUAAUCUGUGAUGCACUAGACUGAAUGCAAGUUGGUGCGUUGUACGUGCCCAGGUUCAUUUAAUAGUAACGUUGAUCAUGGACCCAAAUAAUUUAAAAUCUAGUGAGCAGUAUGGUCCCAGGAAACCUGGGUUUGAAAUGAUGCCUCCAAUCCAGCUGUAUUUUGUUGGAAUGAUGUCCUUUUGCGCUUGCACCACGGGCAUCCACUAAGUUCAGUGAGAAACUGGAUGCACAGUGGAUGGGCAUCUGCGGAGAGCUUGGCUCUCCCACGCUGGAUUUGGGCAACGGUCUCUUGACCUCCGUUCUCCAUUUAUAAAAUGGGUAUCAAUGACCUACCUCACAGGGUUGUUGUGAGGAUGAUCCUAAUAAAGAGUGUCCAGCACUUUGCAAAUGACAUCUUCUGUAUAAUUAAUCAAA
Sphaerodactylus townsendi is the source of this 2253-nucleotide messenger RNA. It is a transcript of the gene MBD2, whose product is annotated as methyl-CpG binding domain protein 2. The transcript has 7 exons. Gene Ontology annotation, molecular function: DNA binding. Bases 416 to 1225 code for a protein of 269 amino acids. The record is from RefSeq and is a predicted model, not a curated record. Lineage: Eukaryota; Metazoa; Chordata; Lepidosauria; Squamata; Sphaerodactylidae.